CAAGAGUCAUAGUGUCCACCAGGAAGUGAAAAGGUUUACAAUCUUUGAUUUUGUAAAAAAAAAAAUAGGUAUACCAGUUUGUUUUGGAUUAUGACUAGCACGUCAUAACCCGAGCAUACAUCGUUGUUGAUUUGCCCUUCUCAACAUGUAUAGCGGACUUUUACCGAAAGGUCUGACCGAUGCAGAAAUUAGUUCAGAUGAUGAAGACGACCAAGGUGUUGCAAAUCAAGAAAUAGCCGCAGCUAACGUUCAACGUCCUGCAGUUGGACUUUCGCGUGGUCUUAAGCAAAAUUGUGUUACACUUGGAGACACAAGUUAUUCUUGUAUCCGGCCCUUCAUAGAAAAUUACCUAUGUUUGGACUCCUUACCCGGGAUUUCCGAGGAGAAUUGGCAAGAAUGUGAAGUGUUGCCCCACCUUUCAAAAAAAUGUAAAGAGCAACAGAAGAAAAAAUGUGAGAUCAACACAAUGAAGCUCCCCCAAAAAAGACAGCAGAGAAAAGGACGAUAUAAGAAAGAUGAAAAAUCAGCAACUAAGAACAUGGUAUCAAACAAUGAAAGCAGAGAACCUCAAGCGGAGCAUGAAAGGCAUUGGGAUGGGCUUACGCAGUACUUUGGCAUCAAUGAUAGAUUUCAACCCCCUGCCUGUAGCAAGCCUGCUCCCAAGUCCAGCCUAGAAAAGAGCAUAGAGAGCGCCAUCGCUGAAGGGGACUUUGGGAAGGCGGAGGAGAUGAGCGACAGACUCGCCACUCGAGAGCUUGCCAGGAACAUGAAGGAUGGGCUUGACAGCAGUCUGGCAGCCAUAGCUCACUAUGUAUCUGUGUUUACCUCAUGCUCAGAACAGUGAAUUGACUGAAGUUUUCAAGAAAUUCUCACAUACAACAAAAUUGGUGCUGUCAUUGCAUCAUGGUCAGGGUGAGACAAAACGGGAAUCGGAGGCACUCAUGAGAAGCCACCCUGACAUAUCAGUUGGAAGAGCUCUGCUUGCCAGAGAGACUGAUUUACAUCAUCUAAUGGGUCUUCUCUUUCAAUAGCUGGCUGUGAAAAUCGCGCAAGCCACCGAUUGCCGUGACUUUGUGCAAAGCAAACAGGAAGUGGAGGCUUCGCGGGCAGCCCAGAAAAGGAAGAAACAAAUUGCUUGGGGGUUUGUCUUUUUACUCUCCUCCCCACAAUUAUCUCCCUAAUUUACAUUAAAUCGCAGUUUGUUAGCGACAUUUGUUAUGCGUAUUUGGCUAGCUUGCCAGAUUCUUUCUUACUUAUUACAUGCACAGGUAUAAAUACAUGCUAGGGUUUGACUAUACCGAGAAAGUGUGUACUGUAGCCAUCAAUUAACAUUAGACGGGCACUUUUGAACUGUCACAGUGGAUGUCAUGGUAAGAAUAUGUGUAUAAUGUGUUAUGCUAAUGUCUAUGAACAAGCUCUCAAGAACAUGGAAAUAUGUUUCAUUCAGAUUCAUUUUUGUCGUUAUAAUUUAUAAGUUUUGCUAAAUCAGUAUUUUAACAUCGAUUCAGGUUUGAAGCCAAGCAAAGAUGGGAAACCAAAAGCAACAUGGGCUAUAUGUGACUUUGUCUUCACUGAAGAGAAAGAAAAUGAAGAUAUGUGUAUUUUCUUAGUUAAUUUAAUGACGUUUGUGUUAACAUUUUUGCUCAUGCAUAUUAUUUUUUCUUCACGUUCGUACCAUUAUGUUUGUGAAAUUGUCAAGAUACUGUACACAACUAACAAUAAAACAUCUCAUCUGUAAAAAAAAAAUUGAAUUUAUGGAAUGUUCAAAUAAAUUCUGAGCACUCCAUGGUGGCAGCUUUAUGUGCUGUUUUCCAUUACAUUUCUCAGAUUUUUUU
Messenger RNA from Oncorhynchus kisutch (coho salmon), 1835 nucleotides. RefSeq names its product protein FAM204A-like. The coding region runs from base 146 to 844 and encodes 232 amino acids. The transcript is spliced from 7 exons. The record is from RefSeq and is a predicted model, not a curated record. Lineage: Eukaryota; Metazoa; Chordata; Actinopteri; Salmoniformes; Salmonidae.